GCAGAUGGAAAGAUUGUAGUGGGGGGAAAGUAAGCAAGCAGCACAGAGUGAGAGAGAGAGAGAGAGAGAGAGAGAGUUAGAGAGAGAAAAGAGAGAAAGAGAGAGAACGCACUGGUGGAAGCCAUGCAGAGAGUGAGGCAGCCCAGCGACGAUGCUUGAUGAACAGAACCGCUGACCACAAGAAAAGGUUUUCUUCCACUUUGACCGUGCCCCAGAGACAUCAACGAAUCAGACGGGAAAGGUCCAGAGGGGUGACAUUCGACUCAUCGUCCCAACUGACGUGGAGAGCUCAAGAGCAACAAAAAAAAAAAUAGAAAAGAGUUGAGAGACGAGGAGAAAGAGGGGGAGUUACACAGAUGAAAGUUAAAGCCGAGAGGCAGAAGGUAGAUGCUCAGAGUGACCAGAUAGAGACUAGUGAAACAAGUGACAGGAUCACAACAGGUGUUUCCACGGGGACUGCUCAAAGACAGGACAACACGCCAGGGUCACCCUCGGAACAAAAAGCCAUCGCGACCGGAAAACAGUGAGGGACAGACAGGAGUUAGAGGGACAGAGCUAAAAGAGAAGUAAAAAACCCAAAAAGGAUGGCUAACUCAGGUCUCCAGUUGUUGGGUUACUUCCUGGCAUUGGGUGGCUGGAUCGGCAUCAUCUCCACCACCGCAUUGCCCCAGUGGAAGCAGUCGUCGUACGCUGGCGACGCCAUCAUCACCGCCGUGGGUCUGUACGAGGGUCUGUGGAUGAGCUGCGCCUCGCAGAGCACAGGACAGGUGCAGUGCAAGAUCUUUGACUCCAUGCUCUCGCUGGACAUCCACAUCCAGACAUGUCGAGCCCUCAUGGUAGUGUCCGUGCUGCUGGGCUUCAUCAGCAUCAUCGUCAGCGUGGUGGGCAUGAAGUGCACCAAGGUGGGGGACAACAACCCAGUCACCAAGACCCGAAUCGCCGUGGCCGGAGGAGCUCUCUUCCUGCUUGCAGGUCUAUGUACCCUGGUGUCCGUGUCCUGGUAUGCCACUCAGGUGUCCUAUCAGUUCUUCAACCCGAACACACCGCCCAACGCCAGGUAUGAGUUUGGCUCGGCCCUGUUCGUGGGCUGGGCGGCGGCAAGUCUGACGGUCCUGGGCGGCUCCUUGCUGUGCUGCUCCUGCUCUAAAGAGGACAUACGAGGGCAGCAGUAUUACCGCCAAUCACAGCCUUCCACAACCAGGGAACCAAAUGUUAAAAGUACCCCACCAGAGAAAAGGGAGCAGUACUUGUAGUUUGGGAGACUCUUCUGGCCUUACCAUGGUUUAGAUUCUGUCUACAGACAAAACCCUCUCCCUGAGGACUUCAAAACAGACACCGUUAAAGAAUUUAUUAACAGCAAGCACAUUGCAGCAACAUGAAUUAGAGUCUUUGUGUAGAUGUAUUGGUCUGGUCUGUUUUGCUGACUUUGGGAGAGACAGUCAUUCAGGGUAUGUUUUUCUAUAACAUGUUAAAAUGCCCGGGUGUAUAUACCACCUACUUUGUUUCUUUUUUUUUUUUUUACUACAUAUAUAAUGUUUUACUACAGUGCCUUAUAACACAUGUUUGUGCACAUGUUUGUUUCUGAUGACUUCAUGGAUUCUUUAGUCUCCAGUACCAUCUUUAGGGACGUGUGUGUCCAUAGUUCCCCUGCCAGCAGUUCUGUGUGCCUUUUUUGUAUCUAUUGUCGGACUUCUGGAAAUGAAUGUGAAGCUACUCUGCAGUACCACAAGACACACAUACGUAUGAUAGAUCUGAAGCAUUGUUCCUUGUGUGCCACUGUUUGUAUUAAAGCUGUGUGCCUGUUUCCAUGUUGCCUGGAUUGAGGAUAUACCCAGUGUAUUCAUUUUGUUUCGUUAAGUGCGAAUAUGAUUUUGUGUGAAUGACAUGACAAGAGUCGUUGCAUUAUGGACUCUAUAGGAUGUACUGUACUGUGUGUUGCCUACUGUACUAAGGAACGCCCGUUGACUGAGCGUUCAAGCCUGCAUUUAUUUACCACGCCAUUCAUUUCUCUAAUAUUUACCCUUCCCCCCCCCUCCCUCAAUGUUGUGUAUCAUCUCAUUUACCUAUGUCUGUUUCUUUUAGAAUAAAGCAAACAGAGACGA
This is a messenger RNA of Cyclopterus lumpus (lumpfish), 2102 nucleotides long. It is a transcript of the gene cldn19, whose product is annotated as claudin 19. The coding region runs from base 585 to 1253 and encodes 222 amino acids. Lineage: Eukaryota; Metazoa; Chordata; Actinopteri; Perciformes; Cyclopteridae. The transcript is spliced from 5 exons. The record is from RefSeq and is a predicted model, not a curated record. Gene Ontology annotation, molecular function: structural molecule activity. Gene Ontology annotation, cellular component: plasma membrane; bicellular tight junction. Gene Ontology annotation, biological process: cell adhesion; bicellular tight junction assembly.